Messenger RNA from Tilletiaria anomala UBC 951, 456 nucleotides. RefSeq lists its product as uncharacterized. The coding region runs from base 1 to 456 and encodes 151 amino acids. The transcript is spliced from 2 exons. The record is from RefSeq and is a predicted model, not a curated record. NCBI's taxonomy places the organism in Eukaryota, Fungi, Basidiomycota, Exobasidiomycetes, Georgefischeriales, Tilletiariaceae.
AUGGAAGAUGAGCGCGAUAACACCUCCGCCGCGUCUGACGACAUGGACGGGUUGAUGGAUCUGCCCGCGACCAAGUGCCGAGCGUUUGGCGUGCGUAACACAGUCGCUCUGCUAAGCGGUGCUGCGAUCCAUCCCUUUGUGCGCAAGGCGAGCGGCUAUGGCCCAGGGUUGCGUAGCAUAUCCCGCACGGCGGACAGCACUUCCGAAAGCGACAUUUCCGGAAUCACCAUGACUUCCGAAGGCGCUAGCAACGCCCAGACAGGCAGCUCGAUCGCCAGCGGCCAAAGCAUGCUGACGGUGACGGACACCUUCAAGACGGCUGUCGGGUGCAUCGAAGACCCAGGCGUAGACAAAAUUAAGGUGAAGCCGGAGGAUGCGGAACGCAGUGAAUACGACCUGCUGUCGGAGUUCUUAGUCGGCGGGAAGGGGGCAAAUGUCUCGUUUAUGCGCCUCUGA